Fusarium sp. VM40 is the source of this 852-nucleotide messenger RNA. The record is from the annotation of a GenBank genome assembly. Lineage: Eukaryota; Fungi; Ascomycota; Sordariomycetes; Hypocreales; Nectriaceae.
AUGUCGAAGCUAUCUGCACCGCUGAAAGCUCUUAUCAAUGCGCCCUUUGCGCGUCCUGGACCUCGUCCUGCGCCGCAACAGGUCCAGGAGCUGUACGAGGCCAUCGCAAAUGAUGCUGCUAUCAGGAACCUCGGCCCAAAGUCUUGGUUGACAGUUUCGGCCGCUGCUACAUUUACACUCAACUCUCCCGACUCUCUUCCCGUCCUCCACCGCGUCGCGUCGUCCAAAGAUCCCGGUUCCGCUGUCCAGAAUGCCGAGUUUAUCCGCGAGGUUGGACUCAAAUGCAUCAGCUUCAACGGCAUCCCUCGAACUAUCAACUCCCUCAAUGCAUUCCAUGCCUCCCUUCCCGAAGACGUCACAUCCAAGCUUAGCACCAAGGCGAGCCGACAACCGACAUCACAAAACAUAGACGAGGCAUUGGCCCGCGGCCAGGGUCUCUGGGAUUCCAUCUACAGACCAUUUGAAGACAAGCUCUUCGAGAAGCUUGCGCUUGCACAUCCCGACCUCCCUGUUUAUAUCCAUAGCAGCCAUUACUCCGCUCUUCUAUCCGAUCCUCCCGCCUCUGAGCGCGAUACGCUUGCGAACCUGGGAAGAAUCCAUACUUCCAUGAUUGCCAUCUCUUGUCUACGGGCGCAAACCGGUGUUGGUCCCCAGGUGCUGUCGCAUGUGUUUGGUCUGCGCAAGGCACUCGAGGAUGGAACAUAUAAAAACGACGAGAAUGGCGAAACUGAAGAGUCUGUCAAGUACUUGGCCAGCGAUGAGGGUGGUCACUGGCUUUUGAACACGGUGGACAAGAUUGUGGAAGCAAUUGGUGGAAGCAGCUUUGCGCCAAACAGAGAGUCCAAGCUGUGA